This is a messenger RNA of Anopheles coluzzii, 2846 nucleotides long. RefSeq lists its product as uncharacterized. The transcript is spliced from 3 exons. NCBI's taxonomy places the organism in Eukaryota, Metazoa, Arthropoda, Insecta, Diptera, Culicidae. Gene Ontology annotation, cellular component: cytoplasmic dynein complex; cytoplasm. The coding region runs from base 2288 to 2830 and encodes 180 amino acids. Gene Ontology annotation, biological process: microtubule-based movement. Gene Ontology annotation, molecular function: dynein intermediate chain binding. The record is from RefSeq and is a predicted model, not a curated record.
GGAAUAAUGGCCGUUGUCAAUCCAACAUAAAACGCAACCCAAUCUCGAGCCCUUGUGAACCAGUUUCUCUUCCCUGCCUUUUUUUUUAUACGGCUUCGCAACCGAACGAGAAAGGCUCUCGGGGAUGGGCCGGUUCGGUGAUCGUGCUCGCCUACUGCUGUUUGGUUUGUGACGUCACCGACGGAGCCGUUGUAAACGAUCCGAACGAAUCAAAUCCUAACGGCCGGCGAAUGAUGGUGGUAGUAGGCAGGGAGGGAGAGAAACAUACGCAUACUGCUACGCCACGAGCCAUUGCGUUAAUACACAACAAUCUUGAUCAAAUUCACUCGCGUAACGCGUAACGCUUCGAGAUUUCGGUUUAAAAAAACAACAACAGCAGACACAACGCUUGAUAAAAUAAAGAUGAAUAAAUUAACGUGCAUUUGCAAUUCCAACGCAAACGUCAAGACAUAUUAAAUGAUUCAAACAUAUAAUUUAAAAGCUGGUAGUAUUUCAUCUUUGCUCUUUGCUUUCGUAGAUCGUACACACACAGCACCUUUACUUAUCAUACAUACAGCACGUCUUUUGCACUUGCCCCCCUUUUUGAAUAACAGACUGACUCCGUUGGUGUUCCGUACCCGCUGUGUUGGAACGUAAUUGGAUACACCCCAGGGCGCUUCACUUACUCAAACUUGGAAUAGGGAGGGAGAGAGAGAGAGAGAGAAUAAACCUUCUUCCCGCCAAAAAACACACACAAAAUCCCCUUCAUAGAUGCUGCUACUGGUGCUUGUGACACAAUUUCCUCCCUGUGACCCCUUCAAUUAUUGCCGGUCAGGAAGAAACGAUGACUUCCCUCUUGUAUUGACCUUUUUUUUAAAGCAACUAAAUCCACCGACGACCUUCAUUGGCACAUUGGCACCGAGGAACUGGAGCGAAAAGAGAGGACAGUUUAAAGUAAUGCCCCGGCCGGGUGAUCUCCCUUCCGAAGGGCAGAGACAGUUGCUGACUAAUCACAACACCAUGAUCUCUCUGUGUAUGUGUGUGUGUGCUCGCGGAUCGGAUGUCCGGGUGAGCGGACGAGGGAGUACGCGCCAGAAUGUAUCCGCUCACCCUCGCGCACACGCGGUACACCCCGCGGGAUGAUGAUAAAUGAUGGGUUGCACCAGAUAGAACCACCCCACCCCAGACAAGGCCAGGCAGAGGGGGUGUUGUUGCUUGGUGUAAAAUCAGGGCGCGUGUUAAUAUUUGCUAGAUUACUGCGAGCCCUUGGUGCGCGUCGGACACUCCAUAGAGCACACACCAACACCAACACCACCACCAUCUUCGGGGAUGAUGGUUUUGGUCCGGUGAAUCAGCAAAUGCCGCAAAUGCGGGCAAGGAAUGUUGUGCUGUGCUAAGAUAAAUCAGGUUUCAGCAACGAAACAAUCGCUUCAUUUAGCGAACUUCCGAAGCGAAGUUGGUGGUGCCCCUUGGCAAUCGAGUCAUCCUUGGAAAGGAAUGAAGUGCGAGUGCGAAGAGCCUCCAAAUCGUUCCUAAGUGGCACGUGCGACAACGGAAUAAGUAACUUUUCCGACCUACCUGACACCACGUCAAUCACCACGGGAAGGGCUCCCGUGAUUUUCCCGCCGGCACUCAUUAAACUACCGCAGAAUAGCCCAAAAGUUCGCCGAAAAGCAACGCCCUCCCUCGAAGCCGGCGAUUGGCGUUAAGUUCCUCCAACACUACUAGUAGCACACACAGCCAACUGGGAUUGAUUUUUUGGCACGCAAAACUAAUAAAAACUCAUUGCUCAACUUUUGCACCGGCGAGUACCGCCCCCUAUAAACAUGCUCCACAAAGCCGUUUGCAUGGCGUGCAGCUGUUCUGGCACUUCUUCUAUCGGUGGUGCUAAAACUUAUCUUCGGGCGGUACCACCAGGACAUAGGCUUGCGGUGGUGGUGCUGUUGUUGUUUAUUGCGCCUUUGCGUUGGAAGAGUUUUGUUUUUAGUUUUUCCUUCCUCGCUGCUAUUAAACGGCGCACCCGGCAACCGUCCCCCGGGCGAAAGGGAUCGGGGGGCGUAAGAACAGAGGUGUCGGAAAAGUUGUGCGGCCUGCCAGGUGUCGAACGGUGUUCACAUCAACCUCGUGACCUACCUAAAAGGCACGUUGAGACCGUUGUACUCGAUUUGGAGUUGCAACUGCAAGGAUUGGAGCUUUUAGGGAUAGUUCCAUUCGUUAGUUGGUGAGUUUCCACCGUAGAGGAAGGUUCUCGCUAUCCAGACGGUACCACUACUACUACGACUACCACCAUCCCGAUACUACACACAGGAUGGCUGUUUGGGGGAAAGUGAAAAUUGCCAGUACCACCACCACCUCCAAAGCUCCGCUGGCGCGCACUCCAAGCAAAGCCGGUUCAUUGUUCAGCGAAACGCUAACGGCCGCCCUGGGGAAGCGGAAGAGCAAGUUCAAGGAUAUUACCGACGAGCUGAACCAGCACAUCAACGCCGAGGAGCGGGAGGAGCUGUACCAACGGCCCCUGUUCAACGCGGACAAGAUCCGGCGCAUGAUGGAGCGCAUCGUGGAGAAGCAGUUCGAUGUGGACGAGGAGGAGAUGCGCUACGUGUACAAUCCGGCCAAAAAUCUCAAGAUGUGCCAGAACAUCUCCAAACAGAUCAAGGAUCGGAUGAAAGCGAUGAACUUUAAGCGACACCGUAUUAUCAGCAUCGCAACGAUAGUGGAAAAGCAGCAGCAAGGAAUACACUACAAAAUGAAGUACAUCCUCGAUCCGAAGCUGGACGACUACGUGCGUUUGUAUCACGAAACGCCUCACUUUUACAUCAUCGCCACAGUGCUGCUUGUCCACAAGGAUUAAGAUGGGAGGACGCGGG